Molecule: messenger RNA, 2310 nt
Organism: Amborella trichopoda
Lineage: Eukaryota; Viridiplantae; Streptophyta; Magnoliopsida; Amborellales; Amborellaceae
Product: protein JASON
Biological process (GO): male meiosis II
Source: RefSeq, a predicted model, not a curated record
GAGAGAGAGAGAGUAGUUCAAAAAUCUAGAAAGAGAAACAAAAAGUUUUGAAGAACGUUGUAGAGAGAGAAACCAUGGAUGGCAAAGGGGAGCGGCUUUGGCCUGUUCUCUUCUCUCCUCGUUCUUUUGAUUACAACUUUUUUGCGAUCUCUCUCUCUACAUCUCUGUUUUUGACAUGACCGCUCUCUCUCUCUCUCCUCGUUUUUUGAAAAGAAGAAAAUUCAUUGAGAAAAGGCCCUUCGCUUUUUGCCGUCUCCUGUUGUUCUCAACUUUACACUGAAGCCCCUGCAACUGAUUUCUAGUCAUCUUCUCUUUGAUCAUUCAAUGGAAAUUAGGGUUCUUUGUUAAUUUCAUUACUUUUCUUCAUUUUUCUGUGAGUUAAUUGGAAAAUGGGGUGUUUUUUUGGUUGCUUUCGUGCUAAAGAAGAUGAUCGCCCCCGUGGCCACCUCAUAUCAGAAGCUGUAUCAUCAAAAAGCAGGGAUCAUUUGGUAUCACAAAACCCAAUUUCAUCUGCUUUUAUCUACAGCUCAGAAAACAAUAAGGUUGACCUUUCUUUGGCAAAGGAAGGGAAAAGUUCUCCUGGCAAGGAUCCUGUAAUCUCAAGCGGGAAUUCUAAAGGAAAUAAUGUUGCUGAAUCUGAUGAUGAUUUGGAGCUCAGAAAUGAGGUCAAGUUCCUUAAGUCUUGUGGAGCACUAUUGGAAACUCCCAUGGAGAUAAGGAAGGCAUAUUUGAAACCAAAUGCUCAACCACAUGCUGAGGAUGCUGCUAAUGAGUUCCAUUCUUGGCUUCCUUCGUCAUCAUGCCGGCAACUCCAUUGGGAUGAUCAGAAUGACCAGUUCCCAACUUUCCACAUUUCAGAUUUAUCUCCUUCACAUAGUCCCAAAAGCACAUCUGACGAACAGAAGCUAUCUGAAAGAAAGCUUAGAGGAUCCCCUAGAGGCAGUGGGGUUCAGAGUAUUUUGGAUACUGUCAUGCCUUCAAGAGAGUUUUCAACUAUAAACUCAAAGUCUGAUUCAUUAACCAAUCCUUCAACAUCUCCCAUUAUACCUUCGGUUGGUGCUAUGCAAACUAAGAACAGAUCUGUGCGCUUUGCAUGUGAUGAAGUUUCUCCUGUUCUCUCGGAUAAGGGGUCCAUUUCUUCAGAAAAUUCCCCAUCCAAAAAUAAUGAGGUGUGGACCAAAAACUCAUAUUUUGAGGACCAUAAGCAAUCCCAACCUCAAAUAGCCAACUAUUCCCCUUAUCCGACUCCUCUGAAACUGUCUGAUGAGAUGCAAACUCCAGGCACAGUUUUCCCAAAUUCCCAUAACAACCUCUUGAUAAGCAAGAAUGUGCGGAUUCGUUCUCAAUAUGUCUAUCCUGUUUUGAAUCCUGUUGAGAAUUUGACUCAGUGGAUGACUCUUAAGGCUGAUCCUAAAUACCUUGUGUCUCAACCAGAGAAAGAGAGAUCUAAUUCUGAAAAGAUGAAAAUUCAGUCUCAAGGUAACAAAAGUGGAUCCGUUGAUAAACAAUAUGUAACUGAAGUCGAGAGACAUGACAGUAUAGAAAAGAUAAGCGCCGAAAAGUUAGCUUCAAAUGAAGAAUUCAGCAUUCAAAAUGGCAUGAGAUGUGCUGAAGCUAGAAGUUCAGUAGAGUCAAGCUUGUCUGAUUGGCUUAAGCCAUCUCAGAACAAUGGGUUGACUGUUGGUAAUGGGAAACCGAAUUCUGUGAAGAGUUCAGAUAGUGAUAGGCCUAUCCUUGGAACUGUUGCAGCAUUUUGGAAUGACUGUGAUGAGGUCCCCACUAGUGUUUCGCCCAAGUCAUGGGAUGGCAAUGGGAUUCCCAACUCGACGAACAAGUACAAGGAGGAUCAGAAGGUGAGUUGGCAUGCCACUCCAUUUGAGGAGAGGUUGGAAAAGGCACUGUCUAAUGAGAAUCUUUAUCCUCAAAGGAAACUCAUGAACUUUGAAGAGGGCGAGGAAUAUGACACUGCUGCCUCAUGAGGACUCAUCUUUGCCCCAUUUUUAAUCUGUGUUGUAAUAGGGCCUCCAGAGUUUGAGCUUGUGAUGGGUUUCUUAUUCUUCUUCAUCAUUGAUAUUCACUUUCAACCCUUAUAUUUUCCUUCCAUGUCUUGUUAUAUGUGAACAAUGUCCCCUUCCCCCUCUAUUUUCUCUUUUGGAAAUUAUAUGAAGAAGCUUCUUCCCUUUUCAUUUUUAGGCAUUAAUCUUUGUACAUAGGGGAGGUAACUGUUUAAUAUUGUUUUUGAGCUCUUUGUUUUACUGUAACAAUGAUCUUUGCCUCUAAAGAUUUGUCUCCAUUAAAAUUUCUCCUUCA